Coregonus clupeaformis (lake whitefish) is the source of this 8831-nucleotide messenger RNA. RefSeq names its product myotubularin-related protein 5-like. The coding region runs from base 145 to 6036 and encodes 1963 amino acids. The transcript is spliced from 44 exons. The record is from RefSeq and is a predicted model, not a curated record. Lineage: Eukaryota; Metazoa; Chordata; Actinopteri; Salmoniformes; Salmonidae.
CAUACUGACAGUAUGGCGGCAGGAUACAGCUGGAAGGAUGCUACUGUCGCCCGUGAUGUGUCUUUCGCCAACAGAAUGUGAAUGGAAUAUCGACGGUAAAGGGAAAGGAUACCGCAAUAAAGGCCUGUCUCCGUGAACUCUGAGAUGGCCAGGCUCGCGGACUACUUCGUGGUGGUCGGUUACGACCUCGAUAAGAGAGGGGGCAGUGAGGGGCAAGGUCACAUUCUCCAGCGCUUUCCUGAGAAGGACUGGGAGGACAAUCCCUUUCCACAAGGCAUCGAACUGUUCUGUCAGCCCAACGGAUGGCAGUUAGUUCCAGAGAGGGAGCGUCCGUCGUUCUUCGUGUCGGUUCUGACCGACAUCAACUCAGAGCGUCACUACUGUGCCUGUUUCACGUUCUGGGAGGGCCUGGACAACCCUCAGCUACAGAAGGCUGAGGCCAGUGAGGUGGAUGAGGACGAGGUCCCAGGGCUGGUCCAGCCGGCUCAGGUCUUCGCCCCCAAGAGCCUGGUGCUGGUAUCCCGUCUGGACCACACAGAGGUCUUCAGGAACUGUUUGGGGCUCAUCUACACCGUGCACGUGGACAGCCUCAGCGUUCCCUUGGAAACAGUGAUCGGAAACCUCCUAACCUGCGUCAUCCCCGUUGCUGGUGGUUCUCAGAUAAAUGAAUCCCCAGUAUGUAGUUUAAAUCUUUCGGUUCCUCAGGCCCUAGCCUGUGACUGGCUACUGGGCUGCUUUCAGGACCAGCCGGGCCAGGAAGAGAGAGAGGAGAGCUUGAGGACUAUAACGUUGGGUGCGGGCGAUCGACAGGUCAUCCAGACGCCCAUCAACGACUCCCUCCCUGUCAGCGGCAGCAGCGUAGCCCAUCUCUUUAGACAGCUCGGUAUAGUGAACGUUCUGUAUCUGUUCUGUGCUGCUCUGACGGAACACAAGAUCCUGUUCCUGUCCAGCAGCUACCAGAGACUUACAGACGCCUGCAGAGCACUACUGGCCAUCAUGUUCCCCCUCAAAUACAGUUUUACGUACGUCCCCAUCCUGCCAGGGAAACUCUUGGAGGUGCUGAGCACACCCACGCCUUUCAUCAUCGGGGUCAAUUCUUUCUUCCGUUCCGAGACCCAGGAACUGGUGGGUAGCAUGACCUUGGACGUGAUCAUCGCUGACCUGGACGGAGGCACGGUGACCAUCCCUGAGUGUGUCCACGUCUCCCUGCUCCCCGACCCCCUCCUCCAGCAGACCCAGACCGCCCUCUCCAUGGUGUUGGACCCAGAGCUGGAGAUAGCGGACCAUGCCUUCCCCCCUUCCUCCACACAACCCUCCACACUCAAGGUCCAGGAUAAGGAGAUCCGGGCGGUGUUUCUGUGGCUGUUCGGCCAGCUGUUCCAUGGCUAUCGCUGGUGUUUGCACAUCAUCCGGAUCCAUCCUGAACCAGUCAUCCGCUUCCAUAAGGCUGCGUUCCUGGGCCAGAGGGCUCUGACUGAGGAUGACUUCCUGAUGAAGGUUCUGGACGGUAUGGCGUUCGCUGGGUUCAUAUCGGAGAGAGGGCCGCCUUACAGACCCACAGACCUGUUCGAUGACCUGAUAGCCAAUCAGGUGGAGCGUAUUCGCCAGGAGGAGUGCAGCCCGCACAAAGUCAUGAACCAUAUCAAGGAGCUGGCCGAGCAGCUCUUCAAAAACGAGAACCCGUACCCUGCCGUGGCCAUGCAUAAGGUGCAGCGGCCAGCUGAGAGCCCUGGUCACAAUGACCCCAAGAACUUGGCCAUCUUUCCCCCGCUGGACGAUGUCACGGUCCAGCUCUUCAUCGACCAUGCCGCCGCCAAGCUCAAGACCGCCCCACCCGUGGUCAAGGCCGAGCUCAGGGGCAUGGUGCCCUCAGGACCCCCACUGGGAGACAUCGUGGACAGGCAUGGUCAUGUCCUGGCUAACAGUGCUCGCAGGCUGGAGGUGGUCAGGAACUGCAUUACUUACAUAUUUGACAACAAGAUGCUGGAGGCAAAGAAGCUGAUGCCAGCGGUACUGCGGGCGCUGAAGGGCCGGGCGGCCAGGGUGUGUCUGACCCAGGAGCUCAACCAGCACGUCCUGCAGAACCGAGCUGUGCUGGAUGACCAGCAGUUUGACUACAUCGUCCGCAUGAUGAACUGCACCUUACAGGACUGCUCCCACAUGGAUGAACACGGUAUCGCAGCCGUCCUCCUUCCCCUGGUCACGGCCUUCUGCAGAAAACUAGGCGCGGGCAUCACCCAGUUUGCCUACAGCUGUGUGCAGGAGCACAUGGUGUGGACCAACAUGCAGUUCUGGGAGGCCAUGUUCUACAGUGAUGUCCAGAACCACAUCAGAGCCCUGUAUCUGGAGGUAGACGAGGGGGAGCAGCCCACCCCUUCCCACGGUCAGCAGGAGUCUGGUCCAGCAGCAGGAGGUCAGGAGCUGCUGGGUGCUCUGGAGUUGGCGUCAGAGCAGAGCAGGCUGUGGCCCACGCUCAACAAGGAGCAGCAGAGUGAGCGCGUGCAGAAGGAGGAGAGCACGGUGUUCAGCCAGGCCAUCCACUACGCCAACCGCAUGUCCUACCUGCUACUGCCCCUGGACACCAGCAAGAACCGCCUGCUCAACAGGUCCGGGAUUGGGGACGUGGAGAGUGUUAGCAACAGCUACGUCACCAACAGGUACACCAACAGCAUUGCUGGCAGCAUGGCGGAGAGCUACGACACAGAAAGCGGCUUUGAGGACGCUGAGAGCUCUGACGUGGCCAACUCCGUGGUACGCUUUAUCAAUCGCUUCGUAGACAAAGUGUGUAACGAGAGUGGGGUGACCAACGAGCACCUCAAGGCACUACACACCAUGAUACCAGACAUCGUUCAGAUGCACAUAGAGACGCUGGAUGCAGUCCACAGGGAGAGUAAGCGACUGCCACCGAUCCAAAAGCCCAAGCUUCUGAGGCCCAUUCUUCUUGCGGGGGAGGAGCUGGUGAUGGACGGCAUGCGGGUGCACCUGAUCUCAGACGGCCGGGAGGAGGCCACGGGGGCCAUGGGGGGUCCACCCCUCCUCCCUGCUGAGGGGGCCAUCUUCCUCACCACCUACCGCCUCAUCUUCAAGGGCACGCCCAACGACCCGCUGGUGGGUGAGCAGGUGGUGACUCGGUCGUUCCCCAUCGCCUCCCUGACUAAGGAGAAGAGGAUCUCUGUCAGUCUGUCCAUGGACCAGUUCAUACAGGAGGGUCUGCAGCUACGUUCCUGCACUUUCCAGCUGCUGAAGAUAGCGUUUGAUGAGGAGGUGGCGUCGGACCUGGCCGAGGUGUUCCGGAAGCACAUGCACAAGCUCCGCUACCCCCAGCACGUCCAGGGAACCUUCGCCUUCACCAUGGGCCAGAGUGGCAAGACGUUGGUCGAACACAAGACCAAGGACAAGAACCAGUCAAUAAAAACACUUUCCAAAAACCUGGUGAAGAGCGCCAAGAGGACGAUCGGUCGACAGUAUGUGACCCGGAAGAAAUACUCACCUCCCACCUGGGAGAACAGGAGCAGCCAACAGUCAGAGCUGGACGAGGAUGAGAUCUCAGUCUCAGAGGAGUUGGACCAGGGCUCCCUCACCCUCUCUUCCACCAUCCGCUCCUCGGACAGACAGACCAUGAGCAACGUGGUGGAGCGCGCCUGUUGCCGGGACUACCAGCGGCUAGGACUGGGCACGCUCAGUAACAGCCUGACACGCUCCAAGAAUGAGCCCUUCCGCAUCUCCACCGUCAACCGCAUGUACACCGUCUGCAAGAGUUACCCCGGCCUGUUGAUCGUGCCCCAGAGCAUCCCAGACUCCACCAUCCAGCGCAUCUCCCGCUGCUACAGACAGAACCGUUUCCCUGUGGUGUGCUGGAGGAACUCUCGCACCAAGGCUGUGCUGCUGCGCUCUGCAGGCCUCCAUGCUAAGGGAGUGGUGGGCUUCUUCAAGUCCCCCAAUGCCCCCAGCGCCGGCCCCUCCCAGGCAGACUCGACCAGCCUGGAGCAGGAGAAGUACAUGCAGGCGAUCAUCAGCUCCAUGCCCUCCUACAGUGAGCCCAGCGGCAGGAACACACUCAGCGGCUUCACCUCCACUCACAUGAGUAUCUCAGACUCGUCAGAUAAGCUGAGGCAGCCUAAGAUCGGAGCUCUGAUGAAACAGGUGAUGGGAGGCAAGGAGGACAUACCUGGAACCUUCAGCCGCGGAGCUCUGGGUCAAAGGGCGAGGGUCAUCUCCCUCUCUCAGCCCAGAGUUUCAGGCAAGGCCAGAAACCCCCCUGGAGGGAAGUGGGGCAGUAUCCGGGGCAGUGGGCGUCUGAGUGCCUACAACCCAGAAGUGGGGAACAGGCUGUCCAGUAAGGAGUCUCCCCAGCCCAACGGGGGCCCCAGCGAGGCCCUGUUCCUCAGACAGCAGAGGGCCUACCUCUACAUCAUCGGAGACAAGACACAGCUCAAGGGUGGGAAGCAGGACUCGUUCCAGCAGUGGGAGGUGGUGCCCAUCGAGGUGUGCGACGUGCGGCAGGUGAAGAACAGCUUUAAGAAGCUGAUGAAGGCCUGUGUUCCCAGCUCAGCCACCUCUGAAUCCAGCAUGACCUUCCACCGCUGCCUGGAGGAGUCCGAAUGGAUGUGCCUGCUCCACAGGGUUCUGCAGGUGUCUGUCCUGGUGGUAGAGUUGUUAGAUACAGGCUCGUCAGUCAUGGUCAGUCUGGAGGACGGCUGGGACGUUACUACUCAGGUGGUGUCUCUGGUCCAGCUUCUGUCAGACCCAUACUACCGGACCUUGGAUGGCUUCCGCCUGCUGGUGGAGAAGGAGUGGCUGUCGUUUGGCCACAGGUUCAGUCAUCGCGGUGCCCAGACCCUGGCCAGCCAGAGCAGCGGCUUCACACCUGUCUUCCUUCAGUUUCUCGACUGUGUGCACCAGAUCCACCUUCAGUUCCCCAUGGAGUUUGAGUUCAGUCAGUACUACCUGAAGUUCCUGGCCUACCACUACGUGUCCAACCGCUUCAGAACCUUCCUGCUCGACUCGGACUACGAACGAAUCGAGCUCGGGGUUCUGUACGAGGAGAAGGGGGAGAGGAAGAACCCACAGGUGUGUAAGUCAGUGUGGGAUUACAUUGACCGGCUCAACAAGAAAACACCUAUCUUCUUCAACUACAUGUUCUCACCAGAGGAUGAGGAGGUGCUGCGGCCGUACAGCUUCAUCUCCAACCUGAAGGUGUGGGACUUCUACACAGAGGAGACGCUGUCUGAGGGCCCGUCGUACGACUGGGAGCUGGUGCAGAGGGGCCGGCAGGAGAGGCUGGCUGAGGAGGUGCCUGACAAACCAGACACCACCACCCCCAAGUCCCAGCGACACAUCGUCUGGCCCUGCUACGACAGCCGCAGCAGAGUGGUACCCGACGCCAUCACCAAACUGCUGCAGGACCUGCAGAGUCUGGAGGCCGAGUUGGGGCUGCCACCAGAGAAAUGGAAGGACACUUGGGACAAGAUCAAGGCCAACCAACGGGCCGAGGCCAAGCUGGAGAACAGGCCGUCGUUCAACAGCUCCUUGCUGAUGUCGUCCAACCUGAGUCACCAGCGGCGGUCUCAGGGGGUGUACCUUCCGGAGAGUGGAGUGGGCUCCUCUAUUAACCUUGCCAUGGACUAUGAGGCCAGCACCACCUCCACCCCUGUGGCCGGGCGUCCCAGCACCAGCACCCUUUACAGCCAGUUCCAGAGCACGGAGAGUGAGAACAGGAGUUUUGAGGGCAUCCUGUAUAAGAAAGGUGCGUUGCUGAAGCCAUGGAAACCCCGCUGGUUUGUGCUGGACAAGACCAAACAUCAGCUGAGAUACUAUGAGACCAGGAAGGACAAGGACUGUACGGGGGUGAUUGAGCUGGCGGAGGUGGAGUCUGUCAUUCCAGCCACGCCCACCAUGGGAGCGCCCAAACACAUAGAGGAGAAAGCCUUCUUUGAUCUCAAGACGACCAAAAGAGUAUAUAACUUCUGUGCGCAGGACCGCCCCAACGCACAGCUGUGGAUGGACAGUAUUCAGAGUUGCCUCUCUGACGCCUAGAGUUGCACGGCUCCACCAUAACAGGAACUAUCCAACCAGGAACCAAUGAGCAGUGCUGAGGCACCCGAUGGACAUCUCUGCUGGCCAAUCACAGGAGGUCCUCUCAAGAAGGAGGCGGGAUUGAGACAUAUGAGGGAAGGGUCCUUUCCACAGUUGAGCGCCGUUCAGUGUCUGUAGUAGUGUUGAACUGAUGUCACGUUUUAGUGUUUUUGUUAUAAAAAUGAAAACAAAAGUAAGAGAAGUCCCUGAAUGACCACUCGCUUUUGUCUCACCGUGUUGCUGGCUGCAGCCUCUCACCUUGGUAGUUCUACCACUAUUUGCGCUGGAUGUCUAUGCAAAAUGGAGCUAAAAGAAAAAAGCAUGAUGUAGUUUGUUGUGUGAGCUUGAAGAUGGACAGUUUCUCACCAGACUAAUCUAAAUGGGGCCUCCAGCAUGUACCAGCAUGCAGAUGUAGCCAGACCCUCCCAUCUCCUAAAGACUACAACUCCCAUUCCUCCACACACCUCAACACUCCAGGGAGGAAGUAAUCAGGAACUACAUUAUCCAGCCCAGCCAUGCAGAGGAUCCUGCCUGUAGUCCAUGAAUACAGGAAGUGAAUUGGAAUGUUUCCUUUAACAACAGAACACAGAAUCGGCCACUUUGAAAAGGAUCCAGAACGUGACGACGAACGAAACCGUCCCCAACUGACGCAGGACAGUCGUCAUGGUCACCUGCUAGCUGAUGUUGAAGGCUCCCCAGUUUCCCCCUUUCACUGCCUGAUAUAGCUGAGUCUCACCCCAGUAAGGAGUUGGACACUCACAGAUCCCCUCUCCUCUAAGAUGUUUCUUAUUCCCCAGACACACCGCCAAGGGAGCCCUCUCAACGGUUUAUGAAGGAUUUCAACAGUUUUUUGGUCACUCAAUUGUGUCAGAGAUAUCAGUCCUCCUAGUUAUCACCCCCAGAGCAGUUGAUGGUGAUAUACUGUGAAAGCUGUUAUUAGCCCUCGUGAUCAAACCAGGAGAAUGGCAGUCGGAGAUUAGAUUCUACAUCCGCUGGACAGGGAGUCUGUCUCUGUCUGCAGAACAACAUUCAUGUUUACACAAGAAGCUAUGGGCUGUACUUCCCAAGCUAAAGUUCUUCCUUUAUAUUUCUUAUUAAAAAAUAAAAAAUAAAAACCACUAUUACAGUUAAAUGUUAAGGGAUGCUGAAGGAACAGGAGGGAUAUAUUUUUGUGAAGAUUAAUUUAUGCACAAAAUUAUAAGACAAGUUAAAAGGUGAGAGAUGCAGAUGGGUGGGGCCUGUGGGCAGAGCAGAGGGGAUUAUGGUAUUUAUGACUAGUCUGUUUACAUGGCACAGUGCUGAGACUGGAUCUGACUGCCAUGACAACUAACAUGGCAGACUUCCUGGAUACGACCCCCCUCCCCCUCUGUUUAUAUGGUCAGGUUUAAUGUAGGACAAAUGGAAUUUCAGUUAUACAAGUGCCAGUGGAUUUUAGCAUGUGACAAGUAUUAGACUGUUGGAUUGGAAUGUGUUCUAAACAAGUAAAAACAACCAAUUUUUGUUUUCAGGUAAUACAAUUCUUAACCAGACGGGGGCGUUAGAGGUGGUGUUCAAAGCACUUAAUAAUUCAAAUUCACACAUUAACACAUUCAAAUCAAAUCCCCAACAACAAUAAUUACGCAGCCAAUUAAUUGCAUUGAAAGUCUCAAAAGCAUGUGUCCGAGCAUAAGAUAUCACUCUCUAUGCUAUGUUUACCUACUCAGCCUUUGUUUGGUGGUCUGUGGCACAGCUUGGCUUCUGAAUAACUGCAUUUGUGUGAACAGUAAUACUUCAGCGAGUCCCAACUCUCUCGCGGCUGCUCUUCUGUCUAAACCAGUGUUUUUAGCUAGAGCCCUGUUACAUUCUAUUCUUAAGCCUGUACAUAGGAGUCAAUGUCUGUUGUAGAGAAAUAAUAUGUUUAGCUGGAAUUUGUGAGAUUGCGAUUAAGUCACUUUUUAUUUUUUUUAUGCUACAGAGCAGUAUCAGUUAGCCCUCAUUUUGAGCCCCCAAGUCACAAAAAAAGCCACACUCCUUCUCGUUUAACACACACACAUUGCCGUGUAAAAUAUGAUUAUACUGCUGUCUUGUUGAACAUAAAAUUUGAAUUGUAGAUUGUUUGUGUCUAUUAACUCCUUUUGUAUAUACUACUCAGAUUUGUAUGUAACGUUUAUGGUAGUAAUUUAUUUAACUUUGUCUACUCGAUAAGAAAAGUUCGUCAAGCACCACUUUUAUUUUUUUAAUUAGGAAUCCAAUGUGCCAUUUGUGUAUUUCUGUAUUAACGUGACUAAUGCUACUACUUUUUGGAAAAUGUGUUGUAUAAGUAAACCAUCGUCUUUUUUUUUUUUUUUUUUUUUUUACAUUGUUGUCUUCCCCAAUAUCAACCCCUAAGCAGAGUGGAAAUGGUGUGUUUGUAUGAGCAAGAACUAGCCUCCCUAGUUAUGGUGGGUUUUCUGGAAUGGAGUUAAGGAAUCUCAUUAAGUUGCUUACCUGCACAGGUGGGGUGUUUUUAAAAUGUCACUCACUGACACUGACACACACACACACACACACUUAAAAAGCCCAGCUCACCCCAUUUACUGCAGUCUACUCAUCUCUCCUGAUUUGGGUAGAUUAUAUCCACAACAUUAAUCAGAUCAGUACAAUGUAACCUUUUUAUUAUUUAUUUUUAUGUUUUUCUUUUUUUCUCUAAUUAUACAUUUUCUUCUGAGCCGGGUCUUUGUCAAUCAUGUAAUAUAUUUUUUAGAAUUAAAACAAAAACACUGUGGGUUUAAACGUCA